AUUCUUGUGCGUGUUGCGGCAGUAUCAAGUAUUAUAAGAGUCACACAACAAUCAAAGUAUCUAUAGUUAGUUCCCCCAAUAUCAAAAUCAAAAUCAAAUCAAAUCCGAGAUCCAAACUUCCCUGAUCAAUAUUCAUCAUCAUGGAUACAAUCGAUCAUUGCUCCGCCACGCAACUCAUUGACGGUGACGGAGUUUUCAACGUCACCGGUCUCGAUAAUUUCAUCAACACUUCAAAUCUCGCCUCUUGUGGUCUUUCUUACGCCGUCGUUGCUAUCAUGGGACCUCAAAGUAGCGGGAAGAGCACUUUGAUGAAUCACCUUUUCCGCACUAGUUUCAGGGAGAUGGAUGCAUUUAGGGGAAGAUCUCAAACCACCAAGGGAAUUUGGAUAGCUAAGUGUACUGGAAUUGAGCCGUGCACAAUUGCUAUGGAUUUAGAGGGUACUGAUGGAAGGGAGAGGGGUGAGGAUGAUACCGCUUUUGAGAAGCAGAGUGCUCUUUUUGCUUUGGCAGUAUCGGAUAUCGUUCUCAUAAAUAUGUGGUGUCAUGAUAUUGGUCGUGAACAAGCAGCCAAUAAACCUCUUUUAAAAACUGUUUUUCAGGUCAUGAUGCGUUUAUUUAGUCCUCGGAAGACAACAUUGCUUUUUGUUAUACGUGAUAAAACAAAGACUCCGCUGGAAAAUCUGGAGCCUAUUCUAAGAGAAGAUAUUCAAAAGAUUUGGGAUGCAGUUCCAAAACCUCAAGCGCUUGUACACACUCCUCUUAGUGAAUUUUUCAAUGUGGAGGUUACUGCUUUGUCAAGCUAUGAGGACAAAGAAUACAAAUUCAAAGAGGAGGUUGCUCAAUUACGACAACGUUUUUUCCAUUCUAUAGCACCUGGAGGUCUUGCUGGUGAUCGGCGUGGUGUUGUGCCCGCAUCUGCUUUUUCUAUUAGUGCACAACACAUAUGGAAAGUCAUACGAGAGAACAAGGAUCUUGAUCUCCCAGCUCACAAGGUAAUGGUUGCAACUGUGCGUUGUGAAGAGAUUGCUUAUGAAAAGCUUAGUGAACUACGUUCUGACAAGGGUUGGCUGGAGUUGGAGGAAGCUGUUGAAUUAGGUCCAGUACAAGGCUUUGGGGAAAAGUGUAGCUCCAUAAUUGAUACCUACCUUUCUCUAUAUGACGAGGAGACAAUCUUCUUUGAUGAAGCUGUGAGAAAUGCAAAACGGAAGCAGUUGGAAUCAAAUGCAUUGGAUCUAGUAUACCCUACUUAUACAACAAUGCUAGGGCAUCUACGCUCUAAAGCUUUUGACGAUUUCAAGACUAAGCUGGAUCAAUCACUAAACAACGGAGAAGGGUUUGCUUCAUCUGUUCGCAUGUGGAGUCAGUCUAUUAUGCUUGAGUUUGAUAAAGGAUUUGAUGAUGCUGGUGUAAGGCAGGCUAAUUGGGGUUCUUCAAAAGUGCGAGAUAAGCUUCGUCGUGAUAUUGAGUCACAUGCUUUAUCUGUGUGCAGUGCGAAAUUAUCGGAGAUAACAACUAAUUUUGAGAAACAUCUGGCCAAGGCAUUGGCCGAGCCUGUGGAGUCUCUCUUUGAAGCAGGAGGAAAGGACACCUGGCUUUCAAUAAGAAAACUUCUUAAACGUGAAACUGAAACUGCCAUAGCAGACUUUGCAGCUUGUGUUGCUGGUUUUGAGCUGGAAGAAGAAACUGUUGAAAAAAUGCAACAAAGUUUAAGAGACUAUGCUAGAACGUUGGUGGAAAGUAAAGCAAGAGAAGAAGCUGCAAAGGUCCUGAUUCGCAUGAAAGAUAGGUUCUCUACGGUGUUUAAUCAUGACAGUGAUUCACUCCCUAGGGUUUGGACUGGCAAUGAAGAUAUCAGAGCUAUUACAAGGGAUGCUCGCUCUGCGUCCCUAAAGCUUCUAUCGGAUAUGGCUGCUAUACGGUUGGAUGAGAAGCCAGAUCGUGUUGAAAGAAUACUUCAAUUGUCUCUCAUAGACAAAACAAGUGCUGCAACAUCUUCUCAGUAUACAGAUAGAGAAGUUUCUGUGGAUCCACUGGCUUCAAGCACGUGGGAGGAGGUUUCUCCGGGAGAUAUACUUAUCUCUCCAGUGCAAUGCAAGUCUUUGUGGAGACAAUUCCAAGGUGAAACUGAGUAUACAAUUACACAGGCAAUUGCAGCUCAGGAGGCCUACAAGCGGAACAACAAUUGGUUACCUCCUGCAUGGACAAUAAUGGCAAUGGCCAUAUUUGGCUUUAAUGAAUUUAUGAUGCUCCUAAAAAACCCUCUCCUCAUAUUGGGUAUAUUUGUUGCCUAUCUAAUCGGGAAAGCCAUUUGGAUACAAUUAGACAUAGCUGGAGAGUUUCGACAUGGCACUCUGCCUGGGAUACUGUCUGUUUCGUCGAAGGUUUUCCCUGCCGUUAUGAACCUUCUUAAACGGUUAGCUGAAGAAGCUCAGGGGAAUCCAACACCUGAAGGAAGAGAACCACAUCGUUCAGAUUCUCAGAUAUUCAGAAAUGAGGUACAAAAACCUGACUCAGUAUCAAGCUCGAUCUCCAAUUCGGCUCUAUCUAGUGUUGGCUCAUCUGAGGGUGACAAUGAAUACUCAACCACAAACUCUUCUCAGAGACGAAGAACAAACGUUCCUGAAGCUGAAUUGUCAUGAUAAUUUAGUUCAAGGUCGGCAUCGGAAUAUAACGUGCACCUGUUCGAUGCUUUGAGAGAUCAGUUUUGUAUUUUACAGCUUUGUUUUACUUAUCUUAUUACUGUAACGUGUAAAUUAUCUGAUACUAUGAUGAACCCCAAUUUGGGUUCUGUUCUGAUCAUCAUAUCUUCACUGUUAUACAUGAAACUGAAUGAUCGCCUCCCCUGAAUUUAUUUUCAUCAUAGCACGGAUUAAAAUA
This is a messenger RNA of Cicer arietinum (chickpea), 2877 nucleotides long. Its product is annotated as protein ROOT HAIR DEFECTIVE 3 homolog 2. Gene Ontology annotation, molecular function: GTP binding; GTPase activity. NCBI's taxonomy places the organism in Eukaryota, Viridiplantae, Streptophyta, Magnoliopsida, Fabales, Fabaceae. The record is from RefSeq and is a predicted model, not a curated record. Gene Ontology annotation, cellular component: endoplasmic reticulum. Gene Ontology annotation, biological process: endoplasmic reticulum membrane fusion.